This is a messenger RNA of Lucilia cuprina (Australian sheep blowfly), 6123 nucleotides long. Its product is annotated as cubilin homolog. The record is from RefSeq and is a predicted model, not a curated record. The transcript has 9 exons. Lineage: Eukaryota; Metazoa; Arthropoda; Insecta; Diptera; Calliphoridae. The coding region runs from base 1 to 6036 and encodes 2011 amino acids.
AUGGGAGAUUCCUAUUUCUGGCAAUCAAUUGAAUGUUCGCUGAUUGAUGAAAUCCCCAUCCUUGAGAGUAGAUUGGACGAUGUAACCUUUAAUGGUGUAGACUGGGUCAAGGGCGAUUGCGGUGAACGUAUUAUCGUGGGCGAUGAUAUCUAUACAGAUAUCAUUAUUAAUAAACAUGCUCAAGUCAAUCAAACCUGUGAAUGGCAACUAAUUUCAAAGGAUCCCACAAAACAUGUUACACUAACUUUCAGUCAUCUGCAAUUAAAUCCAGCCUUUGCUAGUCAAUAUCGCACCGAAGGAGAUUGUAUCGACAAAGGUGCGGUGGUUUACGAUGGUUCAUCGGAUGCAUCACCAGUACGUUCACGAUUCUGUAAAUCUCAUCCGCCUGAUAUUAUAUCGAAUGGACACGCUUUAACACUAAAAGUUCCCAUGGGUCUUAUAGCGGAAAUCGAUGCUACUGUCUAUAUUAUAGAUAAUAUUUGUGGUAAUGUCUUUCGAUCACUAACCGGAAGAUUUGCUACACCCAAUUAUCCAUCAUCGUAUCCGGUUAAUAUCGAAUGUACAUGGUAUAUUAUGGCUAGUGAGGGUAAUAGUAUUGGUUUGACCUUCGAAUCAAUGGAUCUGGAAGAUUCUGACAAUUGUAAUAACGAUUAUGUUGAAAUAAGAGAUGGUAGUAAUUUUAGACGUUUAUUGGGUUUACAUUGUGGUAAACAAAUUCCGGCAGCGGUGGAAAAAGCCCAAACAUUAACUGUAACAUUUAGUAGUAAUGAUGAUAUAGUGGGAGAAGGUUUCAUAGCCACGUAUUACUAUGUUAAACAUAAUGAAAUUAAUGGCACUAAUGGAGUGGUGGAAUCCCCGGCAUAUCCAGCCAAGUUCCAUAGUGAUGACUUAUAUAGCUGGCGUAUUACUGUGGAUAAAAACUAUGUAGUAUUGCUGUCUAUUAAACAUAUUGUGGAUACCGAUAUACCAUAUAUCAAGUUCUAUGAUGGUUAUUCCGAUAUUGGAGCACCUAUUGAUUACACCAAUACCCAUAUUGUACGCUCAAAUACAAAUAUUUUAUAUUUCACCGCCACACGAGGUCCAUUCCAAUUUGAAUGGGAGCAAUUAUCCAAAGAAGUAGUGCGUAACAAUCAGACGGCUGAGAGAAUGUCUGAACUGUGUGGCAAUCAAAAUUUGCGUAUCAACUCCUCUACCCUCUUCUUUAGUUCACCUGGUUAUCCUCAUGGUUAUGACUCAAAUUUACAAUGUUCUUGGACGAUUAUAUCUAACGAUCCCUCUAUGCAUACAGAAAUAUUAUUUUUAAAAGUUGAUCUAGAAGAAUUCGAUGAAUGCUUUGCCGACUAUGUUAAAGUUUCCAAGAGUACGGAUCUGCAAAACUGGCAAGAGUUGGAGAAAAUGUGCAAAAAGACUUCCGAUAAAAUAAUAAGAUUCCAAGGAAAUCCUUAUUUGAAAGUAGAAUUUGUUACGGAUGCUGGUGUCAAUAAGACUGGAUUUUCCUCUCUGAUAUCAACUAAAUGUGGUUCAGAACUAACGGAGAGAAGAGGCUUUGUUAAUAUAACUGAAUUAAAGGGCAAUGGUGCUAGUUUCCAACAGGAUUGCAUUUGGACCAUUAGAGUCAGACAGGGUAGACGUAUACGUCUAACAUUUCCCGAUUUUUGGUUACGUACCCCCAAUACAGAUGGCAAUUGUAAAACAUACUUUUUAGUACGCAAUGGCAUUGCCGAAGAUUCACCAUUUUUAGGCAAAGGAAAGUACUGUGACAAUGAUAUAACGGAUAUUCUGGAAACUUCUUCAAAUCGGGCUUACAUUAAAUUUUCUCGCAGCGGUUAUCCGGCAUUCAGAGCUUCUUUUCAUUAUGAAGAAAUAAGUCCAGAAUGUUCCAAAGAGAUUGUUCUUAAGGACGACUACAAAUGGGAUCGCAUACAAACCAUUACAACACCCAACUAUCCCAAUAUACCGAAUCCACAUUCAGAGUGUAUUUGGAAAAUUAUAGCUCCGCUACAUAAGACCAUAACCUUGGAUUUCUUUGGUGAUUACGAUUUGAUACCCGUCAAUUCGGACUCUAAACUAUGUGAACUGGAAUAUGUGCAAGUAAAUGAUGGAGGCACAGAAAUGGCUCCGGUUAUAGGCAAAUAUUGUGGUAGCACAAAACCAAAUACAAUACGCUCGACUGGAAACAUAAUGAGAGUGCUUUAUUUCACGGAUGUUUCAGAACCUCAUAAGGGUUUUAUGGCCAACGUUAGUAUAAGUCGUUGCGGUGGUUCUUAUUAUGACUCGGAAGGCGUCAUAACGGCUCCUCUGUUGCAACUUAAACCCAAUGAAAAGGAAUUGGAAUGUAUAUAUACGCUAGAAAUGCCCUUGGGUUCUACUAUUAAUAUAAGCAUAGAUAGAAUAAAUUUCCCCGAACCUUAUGGAGGUUCUAACACGGACUGUAAACAGGAAAGCCAUUUGGAACUACAAGAAAUUGAUGCAUUCUCCACGGACACAGAAAAUAUAACCGAUACUUUGUUCUUGUGUGGUUCAACUCCCAAUCGUUAUAUUGUCGAAACCAAUAAACUAAGAAUAGUUUUGCGUAUCAAAGAUGGCGUUUAUAAUACUGACAGUUUUCAGAUCAGCUAUUCGGCUAUAGGAGAUAGAUGUGGUGAAACAAUAGUGGGAAUGCGUGGAAUAUUACAAACUCCCAAUUAUCCCAAAGGUACAGGUGCACCUAUACAUUGUACUUGGCAUCUAAAAGCUCCCAAGGGAAGACGUAUUAAAGUUGAAUUCCUAGACUUUGAUAUGGAUAGUGGUCAAACAUCUGGAAGAGUCUAUCGCCGUUUAACGUUUAGUAACGAUCCUAAACUAUCAUCCAUCAUCGAACGUGUAACAGAUACAGUGCCAGCUGUUAUUUACUCUACCGAUAAUACCAUGACUAUAGAUGCUCUCAUGUUGUCGUUCUACAAAAAUCGUGGUUUCAAAUUGAAAUUCUCAGCCGAUGAGUUCUCAACCCAGUGUCGCAAUUUUCUCUGGUUUUAUGAUGAAAGCAUAAUGUCUACUCCACAGACUUUGAGAUUCAGAAGGGAUGAUAGUGAAAAAUCGAUGUAUUGUUCCUACGAUCUUAAGCCCAAAUUCAAUCGCACCCUGUCCGUACAAAUAGUUAAAGUAGAAAAUUACAAUAUUACACAGCAAUGGUUUGUAUAUGGCUGCCAAUACUCUUCCGCGGUACAAUUAUAUGCCGGAGAAGAGCGCAUAUUACCCAUGCUAAUGUGUCAUAAUGAAACCCAACCCUCAUUUAGACUACCGUAUUCGAGCAAAAUGGUUAUAAAUGGACAUAGGCGAAAUGGUCUACGUGACCUAGAACUGCAGUUGACCACUUAUAAAUGCGGUGGCGUAUGGCCUAUGAGGUAUUAUGAUGAUUUUGUGAUUACCCAAGUAGAAUUCAUAACCCAAAACUAUAAUGCGCUAUCCGUAUUUAAUUUAACGGUUCACGAGGGUAGUGGUUGCGGUGGUGUUCUUAAAUAUCCCUAUCGGCAAAUUCUUUUCGAUUAUCAGUAUAAAAACAAUGUUGAAUGUAUAUGGGAAUUAGCCACAGAACCUGGUUUCCAUUUGGCCGUUACUUUUGAAAAUACAUUCUUUAUAGAAGCAUCAGCUAAUUGCACUAAAGAUUAUUUGAAGAUCCAACAGAAAUCGUUACAGGGUGAAUGGGAGGAUAUUGCAAAAUUGUGUGGACGUGAACCGCCACAAGCUGUUAAUACAACAACCGAAGAAAUGCGUUUAAUAUUCCGCUCCGAUGAUGAGGGUGUGGGUAGUGGUUUUAAUAUGAAAUUUGAGCGUAAUUGUGGUGGUAUACUUUAUGCCACCGAUACCAUGCAACAAUUAAAAUCGCCCAACUAUCCAUCCGAGUAUCCCGCAAAUCUAGUGUGUAACUACACUAUUGUGCCAUCGCCCACGAUAAGUAAAACAGAAUCGGAUAGUUUGUACUUACGCUUUAUAGAAUUUACAGUAGAAGAUUCUCCCCUCAAGACGUGUAUAUUUGAUAAUGUUACCAUUAAUACGUUGGACAAUCAAAAUGAGGUGGUCUCCAAUACUUUGUGUGGCAGAAAAACCAAUUACGAGAUUAGAUCCAAAAAAACUAUAACCAUUAUCUUUAAGACCGAUGGCAGUUAUGGUCGUAAAGGUUUUCUCAUGGAAUAUGGCCAUAAUAAAUGUGGAGCUGUCAUUACCAAUUCGACAAUAAUAGAAUCACCCAAAGAUUCUUCCACCCAAAUGUAUCCCCAUAACAGUAUAUGCUCUUGGCAAUUGCAAGCACCAGAAAAUUACAAAAUUAUCAUUAAAUUUGAAUAUAUUGACUUUGAGUCGCAGGGUAUGUGUACGUAUGAUGCUGUAGAAGUAUACAAGGGUCUCAAUACCGUAGAGGAUCAACGUUUGGUUCAAUUGUGCGGCAACAUAACGGAACAGAAAGAAAUUAUUAAUAUAGCACAGAAUACUGCCCUAAUACGUUCCUUUUCCGAUGAUCGUGAUGCCUCUAAAGGUUUUAAGGCCUUGGUGAAAUUUGUACCAAAUUGUGAUAAUCGCAUACACUUGGAGUCUUCGAAUUCUUCUUAUGAAUUCACACGUUUCUCCGGCCAAUAUGCCAAUAAUUUAGAUUGUUCUUGGUUAUUUACCACCACUCCCGAUCGCCAGCUUAAACUGGAGUUUACUAGUUUCCAUGUGGAAAAUUCCACCAAUUGUUUGGAUGACUAUUUGGAUAUACGUGACGGUUCAGGUUUGUUUGCCGAUCAAAUUGGCCAAUUUUGUGGUCACGACUUGCCCAGUCCUUUAGUUUCCUCUAAAUCUACACUUCUAAUGAGAUUUGUAACUGAUGCUAAGGAAACUAGUAGUGGUUUUGUGGCCACCAUUAGAUCGGUACCUAAAAUAUGUGGUCGUCAGAAUUUGGACUUGACUACACAAAAGUCGGUAACCUUACUUUCUCCUGAUGAUGGUUCUGGAAAAUAUCCCAAUAAUAUCAACUGUAUUUGGAAAAUUAAAAGUGACAAUAAUAUUCAUUUGCAUUUUGAGAAACUUGAUAUUGAUGGCCCCGAUACGAAUGGUUCCUGUUCUACGGAUUAUGUUAAAAUUAUUAAUAGUGAUGAUGCCGAUACUGUCGAUAGGGGUUACGGCAGUAAAUUGGUUUUCAAUGGACGCGCAUCAUCAUACAUUGGAAAUUACAAUUACGCUACCGAACAUAUUUAUUGUGGCAAUAAAAUUCCUGAUGACUACUUCUCAUCAUCGAAAGCAGUUUUCGUUAAAUUUAAAUCCAACAAUGAUGUGGUCAAGAGUGGUUUUAAAUUAAAAGCCACAUCAGCUGAAGGUUGUUUCCGCAAUUUCACCGGCAUCCAGGGUCGCAUUAAACUAGCCGAAUCCACAGAUCACUGCGAUAUCUAUAUAAAAGCUCCUCAAAACUAUACCUUAAGUCUGUAUUACAAUGAUCUAAUGUUUUCGGAAUACGAUUGUGAAAAAGAAAAUAUUGAAGUAUUUGAUGCUCGCACUAAUACAUCGUUACAGAAACUAUGUGAGUUUAUUGAUACCGGCAAGUCUCUCUUCUCGAACAGCAAUGAAUUGCGCAUGCGUUUAAAAUUGAGUGGCUAUUAUACUCAAAUUGAUGUCACCUAUUUGGCCAGCACUAAUGGACCCGGUUGUGGUGGUGAUUUUUAUAAUACUCAAGGUAUUCUCACAAAUCCCUUCUAUCCCGAUCAUGUGCGUAAUAACUCAGAUUGUCGCUGGAAUAUACGUGUACCCUCCAAUAUGAGAGUUCUUUUGAAAUUCCCUGUUUUUAAUAUGGGUGCUAAGAGUACUUGUCGUACGGAUUAUUUACAAAUUAUAGAACAUGAAAAUCAUGAUAGCGGCGAAGAGAAAGUAAUGCGUCAAUUUUGUGGAGAGGAUGAACCUCAUUUCUAUCUGAGUUCUAAAAGUUAUGUGACUGUACGUUUCCAUAAGACAGUUAAUUAUGAUGGCACUGGGUGGGUUAUUUCCUUUAGUGGCGUUCAUCCUUCCAGUGAUACAAGCUAUAUUAUUUAAUUAAUUUUAUGCAUAUUUUAAUUAUUUCGAAAUUGUUGAAUUAAUUUUAUAUAUGAUUUAAAAAAUUUAUUUAUAAAAAUCCCGAAA